AGUCUGAACUCAUUAGUCGCAUAAAGUACACAGUGAUAAGCUACAUAUAAGCUACUCCGUCAUUCAAUCAUGAGUCACGGUAUAGGACCAAUACGUCUCUGUAUACCUAGAUAUCUAUUGAAAUUAGCUGGACGAAAAUAUAAAACAGUUUCUGUUUUAUUUACACAGUUGACAUUUGAAUAACAAAAAAUUUUAGCGUUCGUUUUGAUAAACUUUUUAUAUUUUUUUUCUCAGACUAGUUGUUUGUUGUUUUGCUUCGUAGUUCGUGUUGUGAUGGUUUUAUAAAUUUAAAAAUUUUUAAUCAUUGUUGUGAUCGAUAAAAAUCCAAAAAUGUCGAAAAUUUGGAUAAUUUUGUGCGUUGUUUUAAAAUUGACCCAAGAUGUUCACUUGAUUGCAUUACCCGAAGAGAUCAAACCAUCAACAUCUACGAUAAAUCCUGCCAACAAAGCUGGUGGAAAUGCUUUCGAAUGUGGCGUCACGUCAUUUUCAAAAAUCAAACCGAAAAGUCGUCGUGAUCCCGAUCCCAGCAUGGUCAAUGCUGAAAAUUCCAAAUUAGGUGAUUGGCCAUGGAUGGCUGGGCUCUUGUAUCGAAAUCGUACCCCAACCUACGAACACCCAAAACCUAAAUCAAAAUGCGGAGGUAGUCUUAUUUCCAAUCAAUGGGUGGUAACAGCAGCUCAUUGCGUUGUUCAAUAUAACGUCCAUGUGACAUUACAAUCUGUACUUCUUGGUGAUUUGAAUUUAAACGACAGUGUUGCCGAUGGAGCAAAGCCUAUCGAAAUUUACAUCGAUAAGGUCUACGUACAUCCUGGAUUCUCUCUGUAUCCAGUUAUUAACGAUAUUGCUCUACUACGUUUGAAAGAUCCUGUUGAAUUUACUGAAUACAUACGUCCAAUUUGCAUUACGAAAAAAGGAGAAUGGCUUAAAAAUGAUUCGUACUAUAAGAACAAAACUGCUUAUGUGGUUGGAUUUGGUAGUUAUCUCGAAGGAGGAGAGCCAUCAACAGCGUUACAAGCUGCUUCUAUUCCUUUAAUUGACACCGAAACAUGUGUUGAAAGAUACCAAGGAUAUAGUACGAUAAUAGAUAAUCGAGUAUUGUGUGCUGGAGGAAAUGGUUCAGACGCUUGUCAAGGAGCAUCCGGUGGACCUUUAGCUAUACCGCUUGAAAACCGAUGGCAUUUAAUAGGAAUCGUGUCUUAUGGUGUGGGAUGUGGUGACCCAAGUUUUCCUGGGAUUUAUACGAAAGUAGCUUCGUAUUCAGACUGGAUUAAAAAUGUGACUGGUAUAAUUAAUUAAUACUCGAGUUACAAGUAAAUAUGUAAUGUAUUCAAAAUAUAAGACUAAUUGUAUGAAAACUUUCAAAUUACUUACCUACUUACAUUUUAUACUUUGAGUUACCUAGCCUAAGUAUUUAUACAUAUGUAUUUAAAAAAUAAGAUGUCUCAAAAGAGAAAAAAAAUCUAAACUGUGAUUUAAUGAAA
Planococcus citri (citrus mealybug) is the source of this 1481-nucleotide messenger RNA. RefSeq names its product venom protease-like. Bases 331 to 1296 code for a protein of 321 amino acids. Lineage: Eukaryota; Metazoa; Arthropoda; Insecta; Hemiptera; Pseudococcidae. Gene Ontology annotation, molecular function: serine-type endopeptidase activity. The transcript is spliced from 6 exons. The record is from RefSeq and is a predicted model, not a curated record. Gene Ontology annotation, biological process: proteolysis.